CCUCACUUCACUCCCCACUCCCUUCACCAUACCAACACACUGCGCCUCCUAAUCCUCAAUCAUGGCUACCAAGCUACUCAUCCCAAUCCUCCUCUGUUUCCUCGCCGCCUCUGCCUCAGCCCUGAGCCAGCAGCAGAGCAGGCCCCUGGAGUACCAACUCCAAGCUCAGCAAUGCAACAUGGACAGGAUCUCCAGCUCCCAGCCCACUAUCCGCAUGCAGCACGAGGGAGGCGUCACCGAGGUGUGGGAUUCCCAAGAGGACCAGUUCAUCUGCGCCGGAAUCGCUCCCUUCCGCGACGUCAUCGAGCCGCAGUCCCUCUCCGUCCCCAAAUUCUUCCCCGCUCCCCGCCUCGUCUACAUCGAGCAAGGCAGGGGAGUGCUCGGGAUCAACUUCCCCGGCUGCCCGCCGACUUUCCACAGCGGUGGGCAGCAGCAGCAGCAGCAGUACCAGCGCGGCCCGAGGAGGAUGAUGAGCGGGCGCGGCGACGAGCACCAGAAGAUCCACCGCAUCCAGCAGGGUGACAUCGUCGCCAUCCCUCACGGCGCCGCCACCUGGUCGUACAACGACGGCAAUCAGGACCUCAUCUACGUCACCAUCGUCGACCUCAACAACGACCUCAACCAGCUCGAUCAGAACUUCAGAGGGUUCUUGUUGGGAGGUGGACGAUCCGACGCGAGGCAGAGCCAGAGAGAACUCCGAGGGCGUGGCUCCCAGGGAAGCAGGAGGGGUUGGCGUGGAACCGAGGGACAGCAGUGGAUGUCCCCCAACAUCUUCCAAGGCUUCGACGAGGAGCUCAUCGCCGAGGCGUUCAAUGUCCAGACUGAAACCGUGAGGAGGAUGCAGAACGACAACAGGGGAAUGAUCGUGAGGUGCCAGGAAGAGAUGAGGUUCGUCACCGAGGAGGAAGAGCAGAUGCAGCAGAUGGGAUGGGGCCGUCAAGGUCAGCGCGGCAGCCGUUUCGUGAACGAGAACGACGAGAAGAGCCUCCCUGCCGCCGCCGACGAGGAGCAGGAACAAGAGAAUGGAAUCGAAGAGGGCUUCUGCAACAUGAAGAUCAAGCACAACCUCGAGAGACCCGUCCAGGCCGAUUUCUUCACCCGCGAAGCCGGGAGGAUCAACAUUGCCAACCGCGACAAGCUCCCAAUCCUUGGCUUCUUGGACAUGAGCGCCGAGAGAGGCUCCAUCAUGCCGAGAGCAAUGUACACCCCACACUGGUCGAUGACCGACCACCGAGCAGUGUACGUGCUCCGGGGCGACCUGCAGGUCCAGAUCUCCGACGACAAGGGGAACCAGAUCAUGAACAACAGGGUGCAGGAAGGGGAAAUGUUUGUGAUCCCGCAGUUCUUCGCAACCAUGGGGAUGGCAGGGAACCAAGGGUGCGAGUACGUGACGUUCAAGACUUCCGGUAGGACGAUGAAGCACCAGAUGGCAGGGUACAGCUCGGUGAUGAGGGCGAUGCCCAUCGAUGUGCUCUCCAACUCUUUCCAGAUGUCGCCAAGGGAGGCAGAGCAGCUCAAGUGCAACAGGGACCCAGAGUCCAUGCUCUUCUCCCCUAUCAGGGGAAGCAGCAGCAGCCGCCGCUACCCGACUAAUCCUGUUGCUUAGAAGAAUUCUCUUCUUUUACUGUCUGGUGAUGGGGGCGACGUUGGCGUUGCUCCUUCUUCCCAAUGCCGCUAAGAAAAUGAGGAACAAAAAAAAAAAAAAAAAAAGGGCUCCUUCUCUUGUAGAGAUUGAGGAGGAGAGGAAUGAAUAACUCCUUUUGUAAGUUUCUCGUGUUUUUUCUUAUGUUGGAAGGCGUUUAGAGGAGUAGAAAGGCUGGUACCGAGUUGGGAUGUAAGCAGCCGACCCAAUCCAUGAAUGAAUAAGUAAUAAAACGCGGCCUAGUUUUGGUGUUUCUUAUACUUCAGCUACUUCUGCCAUGCUCUGUCAUGCACUCAUGCUCCUUGUAUUUACAAGUAACUACGGUUUCAAGAUAAUUGUUUGAGACUCCGACUUCAUGAACAUUCAAACUCGAUUCACAUCUCAUUCCAUAUAAUAUUUACGCGUGAAUUUUGUAAUCCGUCGCUAAAUUAAUGACAAGUAGAGAU
This is a messenger RNA of Linum trigynum, 2088 nucleotides long. NCBI's taxonomy places the organism in Eukaryota, Viridiplantae, Streptophyta, Magnoliopsida, Malpighiales, Linaceae. The record is from the annotation of a GenBank genome assembly.